AUGGAUGGAGACACAGAGUAUGACAAAGUUGAAGAUGUUGUGGGCUGCCACGUUGAAGAUGCUGUAACAUUUUGGGCGCAGAAUGUCAAUAGAUGUGAUGACCUCUUGAAAUUAAGUCAUGUACUGGCAGAAGCUUGUCCUCGGGCUAACGGAGUUUUUGGCAAACUUGAUUUUAGUAAGAUUUAUGGUGGGUGUUUUUCUGAAGACAGAUGUUGGUACAGAUGUAAGGUACAGCGAGUGAUCAACAAUGAAAAGUGUCAGGUAUUGUACAUUGACUAUGGAAAUUCCGAGGUUCUGAAUAGGUCAGACAUAGUUGAAAUUCCACCAGACUUGGAAUAUCCCAGUGUUGCCAAGAAGUACAGGCUCUGGGGACUGCAGAUACCAAACGAUCAAAAGUUAAACAUGUUUGACCAGGGGAGGGAGUUCUUGAGCAGCCUAGUUUUUGAAAAAGAGAUAAAAAUACAUCACAAAGCCAAGCACGAAGAUGGUACCAUUAUUGCCCAGGCAGAAUUUGAAGAAACAGAUAUUGGAGAAGAGGUGGCCAAGGCAGGGUUUGCUGCAAAAUGCACAUCUCCAAGAAACAGUAAAGAUGCGGAAGAGAGAAAAGUAGAUGUCAUGCAAGGCCACUGUCGUAAGAUAAAAGCUUCGGCUCCACUGUGGACAAACAAGUUUAAUCACGCGCUGCACCGCAGCCCAAGAGGGCGUUUUGACUACCUAGCUGCCAGGUCAAGGAAUCAGAAUUUUGCUGGGAAUCGCAUGUUUGCCCUGAAGCAUAUUUGGGGUGGUGUGCCUGUGAAGGAAACUGAGAAAGAAAGAAAGAAGUUAGGGUGUAACCAAAGCCGUGCAGGUGAGGAUGAAGUUGAUGUGGGGUCUAGUGGAGCUUUAAGAGAGAAGAAAGCAUCCAGGAAAACUGCUGAACGUUUUCAUGAAACCCUGUGUACUCAUAUUGGAAUGAAAAUGAGAAGUUUGGCUGCUAAGAUGAAGGCAUUGAAAGAAGUUAGGCACGCAAAUAAGAGCAAUCAUUUUGGGGAGCACCUCUCACAAGCCAUAAAAGUGGUUACAGAAGGAUGUCUCGCUGUCCCAUGUUCCUUGGAAAAAUUGCAGAAGAUUUGGACAGAGUAUGACUUGGCUCAGGAGAAGAUUCUGUUAUGCAGAAAUGUGGAUGAGAGAGAUGAAUUGAUCACCAAGAGAGAUGAGGUGCAGCAGAACUUGUGUUCAGCAGUGGAAGAAUUCAUUUUUGAAGUGGAUCAACUGCCCCUCUCCGAGCGCUCAAGAAGGUUACAAGAGCUGUCUGCUUCUCUGGAGAUGGUGUAUGGUGAAGGUUCUGAAGCAGAUGACUCUGAGGAGGUAUUUCAACAGUUCUUUGAGUUGAAGAGUGUUAAAAUGAAGAGAUUAAUUUGUGUCAGAAAUGAUACAGACACAGCUCUGCAAAUUCUUGCUGACUGGUUCAGUGGCAUCUUAAAGUGUUUUGACCUGAUGUCGGAAGCAUCUUCAGAUUUAGAGGAAGUGGUUGGCAAUGCGGAUGAAAUUCUGAAAAAGGUUGAGUUGGCUAUUUGUGAAGAACUGAAUGCUAACUUAAAUGAGCAUGAUGAAGCAGAGAAGGAAAUAAUUACGAGUGCUUACAAUAAAGUUAUACAUAAAGUUUGUCAGGAGCAAAGUCUGACCACUGUCAUACAGAGCAGAUACUGGGCCAGUGUUGAGUUCAAAAAACAUUCUCAGGAAUGGCUGAAUAGAAAACCCAGUAUUAACAACUUAUUAUCAAUUAAGAAAACUGUGAAAAGCUUAAAGGCCCAGUUAAGGUGGAAGCUGGUUGAAAAGAACAACCUUGAUGAAUCUGAUGGUUACAGUGAGUUGGAAAUGACAAGAAUAAAAGGUGAAAUUGCUGAUCUGCGAAAUAGGGUUCUUCAGGAAAUAUCCAAGGAACAAGAAGAAUAUGAGAAGCUUACGUAUUUGGUACAGAAAUGGUUCCCUGAGUUACCCCUUCUUUAUCCAGAAGCAGGAAUUCUGAACUAUAUGAACUCCGGCGGACUUGUGACACACAGCCUGGAGCGAGACCUUUUGGAUGCUGAGCCCAUGAAGGAGCUGAGCACGAAGCGACCUUUAGUGUGUUCAGAAAUUCAGGGCCAGAAGGUUCUUUUAAAGGGCUGCUUUGUAGAUGUAAAUUCGGAAGCCAAAGUGAUAGAAAGAGCUGCGAAGUAUCACAAAGCGUGGGCGAAACAGAAGGAGAAGUCUGGAUUAUUACAACUGUUGUUCCUUCUUUUCUGCAAGUCUGAUCCUUUGGUAUAUUUGAUGGUCCCGUACUACCCUGGAGCAAGUCUGGGAAGUUUACAAGCUGAUACACCUCUAACUUUAGAAGAGGCUUUAAAAGUGAUGAAAGGAGUGGCCCAAGGUCUACAAACGUUGCAUGGAGCUAAUAUAGUACAUGGAUCUCUGCAUGGAAAUAAUGUUUUUGCUGUGAAUCGAAAACAAGGAAUCGUUGGAGACUUUGAUUUCACGAAAUCAGAGGAACAACGCGCUGCUGUGAACACGAUGGUUGUCAGCACCCUGAGCUUAGUUUCUCCUGAACUGAAAAUGGGACAGCCAGCUUCUCCAGCCUCGGACAUGUAUGCUUAUGGCUGCCUUCUGUUCUGGCUUUGCGUUCAAAACCAGGAGUUUGGCAUAAAAGAAGAUGGAACACCUGAGGUGGAUGCAGUUGUCAUGGAUGAUAAAGUUAAAUCUCUUCUCCUGAAUUUAUUCUCCUGUAACAGACUGACAGCUGAGCAGGUGCUGAGGGAUGAUUGCUUCCUCCUAGUUGAUGUGAUUCCGGUUUCACCAGAACCAGGUGAAGAGCAUGAGCCACCUGAAGAACAUGAUUCUGAGAAGACAGUUGAGGGGGCAGAGCUCGAUACGUUCCAGGUUUUCUCACACAUGAAGAGCAACUCCCCCACCUCACCUAGUUGGCCUGUCUUCCCUGAAGAGUACGUAGCCCGCCAUGACAGCAUUCCGCCCAUGCGAGCUAUCCCACCGUGUCUCUGUGACUGCACUGAGACCGUGGUCCUGUGA
Molecule: messenger RNA, 3042 nt
Organism: Leptosomus discolor (cuckoo roller)
Lineage: Eukaryota; Metazoa; Chordata; Aves; Leptosomiformes; Leptosomidae
Source: RefSeq, a predicted model, not a curated record